Hippocampus comes (tiger tail seahorse) is the source of this 1594-nucleotide messenger RNA. RefSeq names its product crystallin, beta A1, like 1 (gene cryba1l1). Gene Ontology annotation, biological process: visual perception; lens development in camera-type eye. The record is from RefSeq and is a predicted model, not a curated record. The transcript has 6 exons. The coding region runs from base 287 to 913 and encodes 208 amino acids. Gene Ontology annotation, molecular function: structural constituent of eye lens. Lineage: Eukaryota; Metazoa; Chordata; Actinopteri; Syngnathiformes; Syngnathidae.
UCAUUGUCUCUUCACUAUGAUAUGUGCUGACCUGGUCACAGCCGGCCCCCGGUGUCCUGGGGGCGCGCCUCUCUGCGGGCUGCGAAACGUGCAAGAGUGGGCGAGGCCUUGCGGGAACGUGCAGCUGCAGGAGAGCCCCGCCCAUACACCAUCCCUCACCCACCAUGCAUGACCUGACUGCCCAUAUAUAAAAUUGAAGCGCCAGGUCCUCCCAAAACUCUGCGCGAGGCAGGCGGUAGGUGCGUUCUACUCCAGAGCUCUUCCCCAAAAUAAAGUAGGCGUAAAGAUGUUCAGAACGACCAGGUCCCCACUGAUGCAACCCUUGUCCAACUCAGGAACGGGCAUGGCGCCGGUCUUCAAGGUGACUGUGUACGAGCAGGAGCAUUUCCAGGGCAAGUGCCUGGAGUUCACCUCAGAGUGUGUUAAUAUCCAGGAGUGUGGUCUGGACAACAUCCGCUCCAUCAGGGUAGAGAGUGGCGCCUGGGUCGGUUUUGAGCACCAUGACUUCCAAGGCCAGCAGUUGAUCCUUGAGAGAGGUGAAUACCCCCACUGGGACUCCUACAGCGGCUCCCUCUCUUACCACGUCGAACGUCUCAUGUCUCUACGCCCCAUCCACUGCGCUUCUCACCAGAGCAGCCGCAUGAUCAUCUUUGAGAAGGAGAAUUUCAUGGGCCUCAGCGUAGAGGUCUGUGAUGACUACCCCUCUCUGCAGGCCAUGGGCUGGCUGACGCCUGAAGUGGGCUCCAUGCAGGUGCAGUGUGGCGCCUUUGUGUGCUACCAGUUCCCUGGCUACAGGGGCCAGCAGUACAUCAUGGAGUCCGAGAGACACAGUGGGGAGUACCAGCAUUGCAAAACCUGGGGCUCCCACUGCCAAACUCCCCAGAUCCAGUCCAUCAGGCGCAUCCAGCACUGAGAGGAGGACAGCAAGUCUGACACGACAGCUCCUUUCUACCUAUGAUCGACUCCUUCUGUCUCCUCUUCAUUCCUGUUAAUGCUGUUUCACAGAUGAGUGUGAUUAGAGACAAUAUGGCACUGCUAAAGCACAGGGACCUCUACAAUCCACACACACAUGGCGACAUGGAGGACACCCGGGGUAAGGUGUCUUUUUAUUUGGUUCGAGGGCCCACCUCACAAAGACACACACUGAGCUGCGAUUGAAGGCCACCUGGAGGGGGAUUUCGAAGUUGUGGCGCAGUUCCAAGUGUGCCCAUUUUGUGUGGCGGUCGACUCACAGCAGGUUGAUAGCAAAUAAAGUCAUUUUCACUUCAAAUAUGUGUAACGUUCUACUUCUUUUCCUGAAAUACUUGCCACAUACACUGGCUGGCAACCAGUUCAGGGUGUACCCUGCCUGCUGCUCGAAGACCCUUAUGAGGAUAAAGUGUUUCAGAUAAUGGAAGGAUAGAUAGCUAGACAUCCGGCCCGUCUUCAGGAAGUGGGGGGGUUCACAGAUAUUGACAAAUGUAUCACUCUUCUCUGUGGCAUGCGGUUAUAUAACCAAGCACGAGAAAUCAAAACUAAGUUUUAUUGUAGCAAAAUGGCUGUGGAUUGAACUGAGGCAAUUGUAUUCACAACAAAUGAACAACUUCUAAACAGU